UGGCCUCGCUUAAAACCUCCCUCGGUGGCUCGGUACACUCGCUUCCCUCCCGCUCUUAUGGGAGCGAGCCAUGGUCUCACUCUUCGCUCCCCGCCCUCUGCCCGCCCACCUCCGCCGCUUCCCCGCCGUCUCCUUGCCCUCCGUCGCUCUUAGUUAUCUCUUUUCUCCACUCCCAUGCCACGCUCGUAACCUGCUCGACGUAUUGCCCCUCAGGGACCGCAAUCCUGGCGGCGUAGCAAACGGCGGUACCCCAAGAACCGAGGAAGGUGCAGCAGGUUCACCCGUCGUCUCAUGUACAGCGGCGCAGGGCGAUGUGACUCGAGAGGUCGAGGCGAGCGUUUCGUCAGGACAUGGAAGGAACCGGACGAGACGCUGGAGAAGAGGGGACAGCAGGCUAGUGCUCGGAGAAGGCACGGACAGGGAUGUCAAAGAGAGGGGUUGGAGGGGAGGCCCGGCGAGGACUGGGGAAUCUGAAGGACGCAGGCGUGAUAGACGCUGGACGAGAGGUGGAAUGCGGGUGCAGGAAUCUGGUAAGGAUGGAAAUUUGGGAAAUUUGUCCCCAAGAGGUGAGGAUAGAGGAGGAAAUUUGAAGAGGGGGAAGAGAUUAAAGAGUUCUGAGCAGGGAGUCAUGCUAAGAGUUGCGCUGGAUUUGUGCUCAAAGAGAGGAGACGUAAUCGGAGCGAUCAACCUGUACGAUUCUGCAGUGAAGGAGGGGAUCAGGAUGGGGCAGCACCAUUACAAUGUGCUGCUUUACCUGUGUUCUUCUGCCGCCCUCGGGAUUGUGCAACCAGCAAAAAGUGGCAGUGCCGGCAAAUUAGAUCCAGCUUCUGUCGAAAGCUCGGGCCAUCCGGAGGACAGCAAUGUACCUGAAGGCCAUGUUCAAAACCAGGAGGGAAAUGAGACUAUUCUGUUUCCUUCAGUGCAAAUAGGUAGCAGCAUACCGGUAAGUGAUGAAAUCAGAGAGUAUGCACGGACUCGAGGGUUUGAGAUAUUUGAGAAGAUGUGCUCGGAGAAAGAGAGAGUUGCAAUGAGCAAGGCUGCGUUGACUGGAGUGGCCCGUAUGGCAACGUCCAUGGGGAAUGGUGACAUGGCCUUUGAGAUUGUCAAACAAAUGAAAGAGCUGGGUAUAACUCCUAAGUUGCGCUCAUAUGGUCCUGCGUUAACGGCAUUUUGUGAUAGCGGAAAUGUUGAGAAGGCAUUUGAAGUGGAAGCCCAUAUGUUGGAGUCUGGGGUCACACCUGAAGAGCCUGAGUUGGAGAUGCUUCUUAGGGCUAGUGUGGUCGCCAGACGGGGGGACAGGGUCUAUUAUUUGCUGCAUAAGUUCAGGAAUACUGUAAGACAGGUAUCUCCAUCCACAGCUGAACAAAUUGAGGCUUGGUUCAGGAGCUCAACAGCAUCUAAAGUGGGGAAGAGAAAGUGGGAUGCCUGUGCUUUAGCAAAAGAGAUUGAAAAUCAUGGAGGGGGUUGGCAUGGUUUGGGCUGGUUAGGGAGGGGGAAAUGGACCAUAACACGCUCACACAUUGACAAGAAUGGCGUCUGCCUUGCUUGUGGAGGCAAGUUAGCUAUUAUAGACCUUGAUCCAAAAGAGACGGAAGAUUUUGCCACAUUAGUGGCAACAUUGGCUCUCAAGAGAGAGAGGACUUCGAACUUCGAUAACUUUCAGAUGCGCUAUACAUGGAGCCCACCAUAUAUGGAGAUUACUUCAGUUAUGGAUGCUGCCAAUGUUGGUCUUUUUAGCCACAGACAUCUUUCUGUGAGUAAGGUUAAUGCUGUUGCUGAUGCUAUACAGAAAAGGUUUCCAUCAAGAAAGUGGCCUUUAAUAGUUGUGCACAACAGGCAUCUCACUGGAAAGCACAUGAAGAAUCCUGCUAAUCAUAAGUGGGUCGAAAACUGGAAGCGAGCAGAUAUUAUAUAUGAAACGCCUACUGGUUCAAAUGAUGAUUGGUACUGGUUAUAUGCUGCUAUCAGAUGGAAAUGCUUGAUCAUAACCAAUGAUGAAAUGAGAGACCACACGUUUCAGCUAUUGGAAAAAGAUUUCUUCCCCAAAUGGAAGGAAAGGCAUCAGGUACGCUUCAGUUUUGGUGACAGCUGCGUUACAUUUCAAAUGCCACCUCCUUGCUCAGUUGUAAUUCAGGAAUCGGAGAAAGGUCAUUGGCAUAUCCCUCUCAGUGAGGAAAGUUUGCUGGAGGAAGAACGGACCUGGUUAUGUGUGAUGAGGCGCAGUUCACAGGCAUUAUAUAAUGAAGCAGGAGUUAAUUCAGACCUAUGAGUAAAUCACAACAUAUAUUUAAUCCUUGUGAAGCUAAAUGUUGACCAUUCUUUUCUGGACUAUCAGGUUGUCCUGGUUGCAAUGACAUAGCACCAAGUUGGUUGUCUUGGGGUUGGUUAGCCAUCGACUGCUGAAGUUCCCAGGGUGGUGGUGGAAGGUCUCCGUUUUGAUCCUCUACACCUGUUAAUAGGAUAUUUUCAAAUGCUAUUUGACAUGGCAACGAGUGACAGGAACAAGCGCCAGUGAGUUUGCAGGCUCAGGUUUGAUGUAAUCAUCUCCACUAAGGAGGUCAAAACUGGGUGCAGGUGCAACAACAGCUUUUGGACUGCUAGAUGAUGGAGGCGCAGGAAGUGCUAGUUGCACAAAGGGUGACUGCUUGCUUGCACUUGUAGUUGCUGAAGUCCUGAAAAAUAAGAGGGAAGAUAAAUGUUUAGGAAGAACAGCCAGUUCUGUUUGGCGAUGUGAACCCAGGCAGUCAACUGUAAAUAGGAUUGCUAAAGAGUUAGUAUCAAAAUAAUGUCUUACGAGUGUAUAUUUCUAGUAGAAUAUCUUGAACAAAAUAUUGACAUAAUGUACCUUUGAACUGAUUCUUUUAUAGUAUCUUGCUUUGCUA
Molecule: messenger RNA, 2882 nt
Organism: Brachypodium distachyon (stiff brome)
Lineage: Eukaryota; Viridiplantae; Streptophyta; Magnoliopsida; Poales; Poaceae
Product: proteinaceous RNase P 1, chloroplastic/mitochondrial
Exons: 9
Coding region: 71-2269 (732 amino acids)
Biological process (GO): tRNA 5'-leader removal
Cellular component (GO): mitochondrion
Molecular function (GO): ribonuclease P activity; protein binding
Source: RefSeq, a predicted model, not a curated record